AUGGCGGGUAGGUUGGACAGCCUGCGCCCCCCACUCCGCCAUACAGUCAGUAUCCCAGUGGCCGUCGUGUUGGAGGGUCGCGUACAAGUGCGUGCUAUGGACGAUUGCAGGCUACGAUCUAGGCGCAGGGCGGCCCGUGCCCUGGCAGAAAAGAGGCGCCGAGGUACCGCCGGCGUCUCCUGCGACGAGGAGUCACCAACCCGCGAGAGGGCGAAGCCGCCCAGGAGGAAGAAGAAGGAACCCAUCUUCGAGGAGGAUGUCAUCGACGGAUUCGCCAUACUCUCCUUCAAGAAUUACGAGGACAUAGAGGUGAGAGAACAAGCAGGCACCCGAUCGAUCCCCCCCUCCCCUCUGCUUCCCUUGGGGGCCCCCCUCUUACAAAUUUACAUUUAA
Molecule: messenger RNA, 393 nt
Organism: Nezara viridula (southern green stink bug)
Lineage: Eukaryota; Metazoa; Arthropoda; Insecta; Hemiptera; Pentatomidae
Source: the annotation of a GenBank genome assembly